GCUAUCAGAAAUGGUUGGUCUUUCUCCUGUGUCUCCCUGGCAUCACCCAUGGAAUCAGGAUGAUGAUCAGCGUGUUCCUCCUCAACGUUCCAGACCACAGGUGCGCCAUCCCCGGCUACGACAACGACACCUAUCAUGUACAGUCUGACAACCACGCCCAUCUUAUCAACACUACCAUUCCCUACGUCAAAAGGGACGGCAAGUUGCUGCUUGACAGCUGUCACAUCUACUUCGACGUUGCCAAUAGCACCAAUAGCGUUGCCAACCGUACAGUGGUUGCUUGUAAGAAGUGGGUGUACGACAAGUCUGUGUUCGAGUCCACGGUGUCAACACAGCUGAAUUUUGUGUGUGACAACGCAAUCCUGGCGACACAUUCUAAGAUGAUCUUCAUGGGAGGAUGCUUCGUGGGAGCAUUUGCUGCUGGAGCCCUGGGGGACAAGAUCGGGCGAAAGAAAGCUCUUCUUCUGUGCCUGAUGUUCCUUAUUCCUGGUGGCGUCAUCCUCAAGUGGUCCAGCAGCUUUGUCAUGUUUGCCAUCCUCCGUUUCAUCAACGGCGCCUUUGCAGUCGGGUUCUUCAUUUCAUGCUUCGUCAUCGGUAUUGAGAUGGUAGGUCCGUCAAGGCGUGUAUGGUUUGGCGUUAUGACCGAGAUGUUCUUCGCCAUCGGCAUGGUAGUGUUGACUGGACUGGCCUACUUCAUCCGCGACUGGCACACUCUGGAGCUAGCCACAGCCAUCCCUGUUGCAGCAUUCCUCAUCUACUGGUGA
Messenger RNA from Haliotis rufescens (red abalone), 764 nucleotides. RefSeq names its product organic cation transporter protein-like. Lineage: Eukaryota; Metazoa; Mollusca; Gastropoda; Lepetellida; Haliotidae. Gene Ontology annotation, molecular function: transmembrane transporter activity. The transcript is spliced from 5 exons. Gene Ontology annotation, biological process: transmembrane transport. The coding region runs from base 60 to 764 and encodes 234 amino acids. Gene Ontology annotation, cellular component: membrane. The record is from RefSeq and is a predicted model, not a curated record.